UCCGCCAGGGGGCGCUGCCGCCCCCCCCCCACCCCCGGCCAAGAUGGCGGCGGCCGCGCUGCGGGUCCUUCCCCGCGCCCUCCGUGUCCCCAGCGCCGCCCGGCAGCUCCACAGCAGCCCCGUGUGCCUCAAGGCGCGGGCGGCGCGGGUGCGCGCGGGCAAGGGUGACAAGAUGGUGACGUACGAGCAGGCACACGCCCCGCAGCACAUCGGGCACCGCAAGGGCUGGCUGUCCCUGCACACCGGUAACCUGUGUGGCGAGGCGGGCGCGGCGCCCCGUGCCCUCGAGGACGCGUUCCUGCGCCGCUUCCUGGCCGGGACGUUCCCGGGGCUGCUGGCGGACGAGGCGGUGCUGAAGCGGCGCGGGAACCUGCUGGUGAUCUGUGCCCUGCUGGCGCGGGCACUGCCGCCCCACAAGCUCUACUUCCUGCUGGGCUACGCCGAGACCCUGCUGGGCCACUUCUACAAGUGCCCCGUGCGCCUGGAGCUGCAGACCGUGCCCGCCCGCGUGCCCUACAAGUUCAUCUAGGGUGAACCUGUGUUCCUAAAAACCAUAAUGUUCCUAAAAACCAUCAGUGUUCCUAAAGCACUGCCUUGGGAUGUGCCCUACAAGUUCAUCUAGGGUGAACCUGUGUUCCUAAAAACCAUAAUGUUCUAAAAACCAUCAAUGUUCCUAAAGCACUGCCUUGGGAUGUGCCCUACAAGUUCAUCUAGGGUGAACCUGUGUUCCUAAAAAACAUAAAUGUUCCUAAAAACCAUCAGUGUUCCUAAAGGACUGCUCUGGGAUGUGCCCUACAAGUUCAUCUAGGGUGAACCUGUGUUCCUAAAAACCAUAAUGUUCCUAAAAAACAUAAAUGUUCCUAAAAACCAUCAGUGUUCCUAAAGGAGUGCUCUGGGAUGUGCCCUACAAGUUCAUCUAGGGUGAACCUGUGUUCCUAAAAACCAUAAUGUUCCUAAAAACCAUCAGUGUUCCUAAAGCACUGCCUUGGGAUGUGCCCUACAAGUUCAUCUAGGGUGAACCUGUGUUCCUAAAAACCAUAAUGUUCUAAAAACCAUCAAUGUUCCUAAAGCACUGCCUUGGGAUGUGCCCUACAAGUUCAUCUAGGGUGAACCUGUGUUCCUAAAAAACAUAAAUGUUCCUAAAAACCAUCAGUGUUCCUAAAGGACUGCUCUGGGAUGUGCCCUACAAGUUCAUCUAGGGUGAACCUGUGUUCCUAAAAACCAUAAUGUUCCUAAAAAACAUAAAUGUUCUUAAAGGAAUGCUCUGGGAUGUGCCCUACAAGUUCAUCUAGGGUGAACCUGUGUUCCUAAAAACCAUAAUGUUCCUAAAAAACAUAAAUGUUCCUAAAAACCAUCAGUGUUCCUAAAGGAACUCCUAAAGGAGUGCUCUGGGAUGUGCCCUACAAGUUCAUCGAGGGUGAACCUGCAGUCGGCCCCAAAAACCAUAAAUGUUCCUAAAAACCCAUAAAUGUUCCUAAAGGAGUGCUCUGGGAUGUGCCCUACAAGUUCAUCUGGGAAUAAGCCCAUAAAUGUUCCUAAAAAACCUAUAAAUGUUCCUAAAAACCAUCAAUGUUCCUAAAGGAGUGCUCUGGGAUGUGCCCCACAGGUUCAUCUAGGGAAUAAACCCAUAAAUGUUCCUAAAAACCAGUAA
Molecule: messenger RNA, 1651 nt
Organism: Passer domesticus (house sparrow)
Lineage: Eukaryota; Metazoa; Chordata; Aves; Passeriformes; Passeridae
Gene: MRPS24
Product: mitochondrial ribosomal protein S24
Exons: 4
Coding region: 44-529 (161 amino acids)
Biological process (GO): translation
Cellular component (GO): mitochondrion
Source: RefSeq, a predicted model, not a curated record